Molecule: messenger RNA, 826 nt
Organism: Heterocephalus glaber (naked mole-rat)
Lineage: Eukaryota; Metazoa; Chordata; Mammalia; Rodentia; Bathyergidae
Product: 5-hydroxyisourate hydrolase
Biological process (GO): purine nucleobase metabolic process
Molecular function (GO): hydroxyisourate hydrolase activity
Source: RefSeq, a predicted model, not a curated record
GGCAGGCCUGACCCUUAGAGUUCCUGUCCCGUUACCUGGUGGCUAAGCUGAAUCCCACAACCAGGGAUUCCGAGGAAGCGAUGGCUGAGCAGCGCGACCACUGGCGGGCCAGACCUCCUGGGGCGGGGGUGUUGUUUCCAAACCUGGCGCCUUGGCUGAGUGCGUCCAGUCCCCUUGGAUCCUGCCUGGGGACUCAUCGCACUAGUUUGUGUGGGGUGCUCUGUGCUCAGGCCCCAGGCACUCACCCUGCCCCUGCACUGGGUCAGGGCGCUGGCAUGGAGCGCAGAAGCAGCCCACUGACCACACAUGUCCUGGACACCACCUCAGGGCUGCCAGCCCGGGGCCUCUGCCUCCGUUUGUCCCAGCUGGAGGACUCGGACCAGCAGUGGACAGUGCUGAGGGAAAGCUACACAGAUGCGGAUGGCCGCUGCCCUGGCCUUCUAAGGCCAGGCCAGAUGAAGCCAGGCACCUACAAGCUGUCAUUCGACACCGAGGGCUACUGGAAGAAGAUGGGGCAGGAGAGCUUCUACCCAUAUGUAGAGGUUGUCUUCAACAUCACAAACGAGACCCAGAAGUUCCAUGUACCCCUGCUGCUGAGCCCAUGGUCCUACACCACAUACAGAGGGAGCUAGAGCCAACCAGGGCAGGCCAUCUGCCCCCAACACACUCUGGCUGAGCCCAUCCAGCCCUUGACAGAGUGGACUCCUCGCUCAUCGUGGGGCACUGGGGUCACUGGCUUCCUGGGGGAGGUCCUUCCUGGGCCCCUGGAGCUUCUCAGGGCAGCUAUGACUCAAGUGUCAAUAAAGUCAGUGCUGGCAUCUGCAAA